Molecule: messenger RNA, 1131 nt
Organism: Trypanosoma theileri
Lineage: Eukaryota; Euglenozoa; Kinetoplastea; Trypanosomatida; Trypanosomatidae
Product: prostaglandin F2alpha synthase
Exons: 1
Coding region: 1-1131 (376 amino acids)
Molecular function (GO): oxidoreductase activity; FMN binding
Source: RefSeq, a predicted model, not a curated record
AUGCAUCCCAACCUUUUCAAGCCUCUCAAGGUGGGGCGGUACACCCUUCCAAAUCGUAUCAUCAUGGCUCCACUGACACGUUGCCGUGCAACAGAAGACACUCACGUGCCGAGAACAGAUCUUAUGGUUAAGUAUUACCAAGACCGGGCAUCAGCAGGACUCAUAAUCGCUGAGGCGACAAUGGUUCAACCACACUAUACCGGAUUCUUUUCAGAACCUGGUAUAUACUCGGAGGAACAAAUUGCUGCCUGGAAAAAGGUUGUUGAUGCAGUCCACGAGAAAGGUGGACGCAUUUUUCUCCAAAUAUAUCAUGCUGGUCGUGCUGGUCUUCCAUUUAAGAUACUUAACCAGGCAAAAAGCGCAAAUGAACCGCUUGCAGGUCGACUCCUUGCUGCAAGUGCGGUGCCUAUCACAGAGCACAGCAUACCUCCUUUUUUCACAAAAAGUGGUGAAAAAGAACCCUACGGUACCCCUGAAGAACUAACCGAUGAUGAGAUCAAACAAUGGAUCAUUCCAUACUUUGUACAAGCUGCCAAAAAUGCUGUGCUUAAAGCGGGCUUUGACGGGGUGGAAGUGCAUGGUGCGAAUGGCUACUUGCUUGAUGGAUUUUUCAGGGAUUCCACAAACAAAAGGCAAUCUGGUCCUUACGCAGGAAACAAUAUUGACACACGAUGUCAGCUAAUUUAUGACGUAACAAAAAGUGUGUGUGAUGCGGUGGGCAACGACCGUGUGGGGCUACGUAUCUCACCAUUAAACAGUGCUGGCGGUGCCUACGACUCUGAACCAGAAGCUUUAACCAAGCAUCUAUGCAAAAAAAUAAAUUCACUUUCCCUUGCUUACCUUCAUUUUCUCCGUGGGGAUAGGUUCAACCAAAGAGAAGGAGACGUUGUCUCCUGGGUUCAUGAAAGCUAUGAGGGAGUGAAGAUUUCAAACCUUGCAUAUGAGAUUGAUGAAGCUGAAAAAGAAAUACAGGAGGGAAAAAUCGAUGCUGUUGCCUUUGGUACGAAAUUCAUAGCAAACCCCGAUCUCGUGAAGCGAAUACAAAAUAAUCUGCCCAUGAAUACACCAAAAAUGGAGUACUUUUACAAAGGGGAUGGGGCAGGUUACAAUGAUUAUCCGCUGAGUGCAUAG